Molecule: messenger RNA, 1029 nt
Organism: Candidozyma haemuli
Lineage: Eukaryota; Fungi; Ascomycota; Pichiomycetes; Serinales; Metschnikowiaceae
Product: putative lipase
Exons: 1
Coding region: 1-1029 (342 amino acids)
Biological process (GO): lipid metabolic process
Source: RefSeq, a predicted model, not a curated record
AUGAAGCUUACCACUCUUUGGAUGCUAUUGACUGGUGCUCUAGCGAGCCCGGUGAACAUCACUCAACCCGUUUCGGCUCUUUCUUAUGGCAAACAAGGCGAUAGAGAUUAUCAAGAGCUUCACAAGUAUGCCCAUCUUUCGGCUGUGGCUUAUUGUCUCAAAAAGGGAGUUCAUCCUGGUGUUUUGGGUGAACAGAAGGAAGCUUGUCCUUCCCAUUCAUGCAGUUACCCCAGUAUCAAACACAUGAAAAUCUAUAAGGUGUUUAAUUUCACUGACUGGUUAGUGGUGGGCUCCGGUUUUAUUGCUUUAGAGCCAGAGUCAGAGAGAAUUUAUGUUGUUUUCCGGGGAACUUCAUCUACCCAAGACUGGAUCAGUAACUUUGAGUUUAUCCAUUCCAAGUAUGAACCCUUGGUUCAUGCUCAAGAGGACGACUUUGAUGUUGAAUCGGAGGAGUACUGUGAAGGCUGUACUAUUCAUAAAGGUUUCAACACCUUUAUCAGAUCAAAUGCUGAAGAAAUCGUGAAUGAGGUGGUCAAGUUGAAGGAGAAACUUCCCCACUACUCAGUCGUCGUCACUGGCCACUCUUUGGGUGCUGCUCUCGCAACACUCACUGGAGUUGAAUUUAGAUUGUUGGGCUAUGACACUUUGGUGGUCACUUUGGGUGGUCCUAAGGUUGGAAACAGUAACUUUGUGGACUUUGUCGAUACUCUUUUCGACACUGAGUACGCAGAAAGGCACAUCAGAAAGUACCAUUCUUUCGAUACGCUUCUGAGUGGUCUUAUCAGAGCGACUCAUAUUCAUGAUCUUAUUCCCAUGUUACCGCCAACGUCCCACUAUAAACAAUGUGGGUACCAGUACUACCUUAGCGCCAAAGGUCCUCAACAGUCGCCAGGGACUAUGAUCAGAAGAGGUACAGAUUAUGUUGAGGACGACCAGUUGCUUGACUAUCAGUCAAUGUUGCCCAGCUCAUUUAGUCGUGGAGACCAUGUCAACUACUUCUUUAAGAUCACAGGAUGUGUUGAUCUAUAG